CGAGAAGGCAGCGAGCACUGCAAUCACCGACGCCACUCGCCAUACAAUGCUCAUGAGCCCCGACACAGCCAGGACUCGCUGCACUCGUCGGCCGUGAGGGGGUUUACAGGCACGACCCGGCCCUCCAAGCCUUCCGGAUCGCCAACACGCAUCGCUAUCUAUGCCAAUUGUCCCUCGCUUGCAUCUCCGGUGGUUCAGAGUAGCGGCUCCUCGUCUCCGCUUGUCGCGAGCCCCGCGGCUCACCUUUAA
Messenger RNA from Laetiporus sulphureus 93-53, 249 nucleotides. RefSeq lists its product as uncharacterized. The record is from RefSeq and is a predicted model, not a curated record. The annotation marks the transcript as partial. The transcript is spliced from 3 exons. NCBI's taxonomy places the organism in Eukaryota, Fungi, Basidiomycota, Agaricomycetes, Polyporales, Laetiporaceae.